Messenger RNA from Ceutorhynchus assimilis (cabbage seed weevil), 1098 nucleotides. NCBI's taxonomy places the organism in Eukaryota, Metazoa, Arthropoda, Insecta, Coleoptera, Curculionidae. The record is from the annotation of a GenBank genome assembly.
AUGGAACUGAGUACAACGGGUUGUGGUACAACAUUCAAGACACCUUCGGCAAAAACAAGUAGAUUGCGUUUCACAUAUACAGAUGAUCUGGUGCUGUUACGAGAAUUUCUGGCCCAUAAUCCCAUGGGGAAUCAAGAUAAAUGGGCAAUAAUUCAAAAGAACGUAGAGCUUACAGUACAAAAAAGUUUUUCUAUCCGGACACUGAAAUACCAUCUACAAUUAUUGCUGGAAUUGUGGCUGAAAAAAGAAAAAAUUGACAAAAAAAGAUCAGGGGUUGAGGAGCCUUAUUCUGAAAAAGAUAUAUUGCUGCAAGAAAUCAGCACAUUAUGUUCAGAGUCUGAUUUUCAAGUAAAGCGAAAAAGGCCCCUUUCUAAAGAACAACACCUGUCAGAACUUGGGAAAAAGGCUCGCGAGUCCCAUGCUGUGCGUUUCUAUGAAGAGAGUAAUGAUAUUAUAACCGAGAUAAUAACUGAGGAGUUUAGCCCUCAAAAGGACAUUGAGAUCCAUGAGAUAGAUGAUAGUAAAAAACAUAAACCUGAAGAUGAACAUAACUAUUUUGCCUCUGAAGAAAUUCAAAUCAUCAAUGAAGUGGCAAUAGAUUCUGAAGUCUGUGAAGAAAAUACCAAGGAAAAUACAAGUUGGGUUCAAUUACCUGCAACUGAGCCUGCAACUUCUAUCAAAAAACAUGACCAACCAAGGGUCAGGCCUUUGGGUGAAGUUUUUCAAGGAAAUAUACAACGAGAAACUCCAAAAAAAGGAACCAUUUUAACCCCUACAGGAAAGAGAACAUAUAAAAGAGAGCCUAUGAGAAAAAAUGCACUAUCUUAUUUAUCAGAAAAAGGCCAAAGAGAGAAUGAAUUAAGAAAGAGAGAACUAGAUUUAGAGGAGAGAAAACUGAGUCUUGAAGAAAGGCGAUUAACACUUCAAGAAAAAAAAUAUGAAAUUGAACAAAAGAGGAUGGAAAUGGAAGGUAAAGAGAGACUUCAUAGAAUUGAAUUGGAAAGGGAAAGAGCUGAGGCUGAACUCAAACAGAAAAAAGUAACAUCACAGCUAUUAGAAUCCCAACAACAAUUAAUUAGUAAACUAUUAAGUAAAUAG